CUCCGAUUGGGCUUUUGGCUCGUGGAAAAAGGCUUUAGUGUGUAUUGGGCUUGAUUAAUAGAAAUGACAAAGUCACUUCCCCAAUCCGUUGCCGAACCGGAUUUUAAUCUGCAGAUUUGGAGCCCUAAUUUUGACAGAGAGCGUCUCCUCCGUUUCAAUUUCCCAAUUUUUCCCAAGUGGGGUGGCAAGGACAGCAGCAGCCCCAAAAAGUCGCUGCCGGGAAGCAGCGGUCAACGAAGUAAGGAGGUAAAGCGAGGAACUUUAGCGAUUCGGUCGGUUUUCGUUUAGAAUAGGGCACGGAGAUGGCGAAGCGCGAGAUAUCUAGCACUCUCAAGAACUUGAAGUUCAUGCAAAGGGGAGCCCUUAAAGAAGUGAAACCCCAAAAACAAGAAGAGGUUCAACCAAGUGGGAAUUUCCGCUCACCGGGAGGUAUUAGAAAAUGUGUGGUAAUAAUGGAAGGUGAUCCCCACCCUACUGCAGCUAUAGGCCGGUUGUCAUUUGGAAGUUUCAAUCCUUCUGUCGAUAAACUAAAUGAAGAAACAGCGAACCUUGCUUCUCCAGAACCAGCGAACCUUGCUUCUCCAGAACCAGCAUCGUCAUCUGGUGGUCACACAAAAGCAAAGGCAUCUCUAAGAGAAAAUGGGUUGUCACCGGAUGGUGCAGAAUGCUCGGACACAGCCAUGGCUGACUCUCAUGGAAGUGGAGACCAGAAAAGGAAACAGCCUGAUGUAGUUUCUGAAACAGAAAACUUUAAUACAUCAGCAAAAGCCAUUGAAGGUGGAGAUCAGUCAACAAGGAAGAAGAGCAAGAAAGCUUCUUUUAGGCAGAAGCACCAAAAGCUGGACUUCGCCGUUCUGAGAGCAAAGACUGAAAAUAAAUGAAGAGUAAUGAUGGUUUAACUAUUAAGUGGCUGUAUCAAUGAUGUGUUAGAAAUCCCAGUUUUGUCAGCAUUCUUGAAUGUCUUAGUCACGAGCCUGUACUUGACAAGUUUAACCUUCUUUAUAAUGAUUUCAAGGCCGAAUUGAACUUGUUAAGAAGUUACAAUCUGCUUUGCAGCUUUCGUCAUGUUAACCUGGUGAAUAUACUUGUACAAGCUGAAUGUUGCCAAAAGCUGAACCUGGUGAAUAUACUUCUACAAGCUGAAUUGAACUAGAAUGACACGAUUAGAGGUGUAUGGACUUUCGUGUUAUAUGAUAUUAUUUAUAUGUCUUAAUCCUUAUAGACCAUGUUUUUGUCAAUAAUUGCAUAUACCCGCCAUUUGUGGGAUUAAUAUUGAAUAUGCUUUUAUGAUUUUUUGAGGUGUUGGAUAUGAUUUUGCAUUAUUGUUGUAUUUGAAUUCAUAAGUGGGAAAAAUACUUCCUGAGGUGACAUGUUGAUGUGAGGAUGACUUGCACAAAGGUUUACCCAAUGAAGUGCAAUUAUAUGACUCAUGGUUUACCGCACAUAUGCAUAAGUCAAGGCAGUUGACUCUUUUGCCUAUUGGGAUGUCUUGAUGGUUGAGGUCUGGUCCUAGUGUUUUGCCUUGACUGCUAGAUGUAUGAUAGGGUCGUGUAUGCUUUGUUAUGAACUCACUAUGUGAUGAUUAUCUCACUCAGCCUAUGAGCUGAUCUUCUUUCAUUCUUUUGCUCUGUCUGCUUAUGUAAUGUGUAAGUAGAUCAUUAGGUACAACAGUAGUUAUCUACAUAGGUACAAGCAGAGCUACGAAUUGAAGGCAAGAUAGGUAUGGUGUUAAACUAUUUUGUCCUUGGACGACUUCAGAAUUUUUGGCAGUGGUCUACACUUUUUUGUCAACAUGUUUUGAGAACAAUUUUCAGGGUAAAUUGCAAGGUUGAUCACUGAAAGUGCUAAAAUAUUCACGUUUGGUCAAUAAAAGAAUUUUAUUCCAUUUGUGGUCACUGAAAGUUGUUAACGUUUCACGAUUAGUCACUCUCCGUUAGUUUCCAUUAACACCGUUAGUGGUUUGCUGACGUGGCAACCAAAAAUGCUGAUUCAUCCAAUGCUGACCUGCUACGUCAUUUAACUUGACUUGCCACAUCAUCAUACCCAACACACUGCCAGAAAGUGCUAUUGCUAUCAUCUCCGUCUCCCCAACCAUCGACAAUUUCACCUCCGCACUCCAAUCCCACUCCACGCCGAUGCCGAUUGGACCUUCAAGAAUAUCCCGCUGCCUUCUCUGGCCAAGCUAGAUCUGGCAGAAUCGCCUAUUUGCCUCGCCUUCAAUGCUACAAAACUCAACAUUCACGGCUAUAUAGUUCCCCCUUUGGUGACGUUGAGUGCAAUACACAUCGGGCUGCUACUAUUGAAGGCCUGGUAGAGAUGGGUUGACGAUGGUGUUAUUGAAUCCCUUUGCAAUGGUUGAUGGCGACAGUGGGGAUUAGAGGUUGAUGGUGACCGAGAAGAAGGGACUAAGAAGGUGGGCCAGAAUGAGGUUUUCAUUUGGGCCAAUUUAGUUUUAGGUCGGGCAGGUCAAUAAGGAGGGUUGGGUUGGGUAAUCUAACAAGGCUGGUAAAACUGACGUGGCAUAUCCGGUUUUAUGAUGUGGCAGGUCAAAAUUGGAUGAAUCAAUAUUUUUUGUUGCCACAUCAUCGAAUCACUAACGGUGUUAAUGGAAACUAACGAAGAGUGACCAAUCAUGAAACGUUAACCACUUUCAGUGACCACGAAUGGAAUAAAAUUUUUUUAGUGACCAAACGUGAAUAUUUUAGCACUUUCAGUGACCAACCUUGCAAUUUACCCACAAUUUUCAUGUACAUACUAGUUUCAGAUGUGGUGCAUCCACACGCGUGGAAAGCUGAAUAUAGGUGUAAAAAUCUC
Linum trigynum is the source of this 2814-nucleotide messenger RNA. The record is from the annotation of a GenBank genome assembly. NCBI's taxonomy places the organism in Eukaryota, Viridiplantae, Streptophyta, Magnoliopsida, Malpighiales, Linaceae.